GCGUAACGGUUGUAAUGUGAAUUCUUUUACCAAAGUGUAUAGCUAAAAAGAAACGACAUUCUGUGUAAAAAUAUUGGUUCUGAAUAGUUAUUAUGCUUGCAAACGGCUCGUGGAUGGAGUUAAUACGUAAUUGGUUCUUUCCUAUGAAAGUCGAUUAUAACAGGAAUGAAGUUUUGGGAGCUGGCGCUUCUGCUCAAGUUUUCGCAGGCACUUAUAAUGGAAAAAAAGUUGCUGUUAAGAGAAUUAUGAAAACUGGGGGUAGCAAUUUGAACGAAGCUGAUCGGAAAAAGGAAGAGGAAACCAUGAAAAAGCUGGAUCAUCCUAACGUUCUUCAACUCUUCGACGUUCACGAUGACGUCGAUUUCAAGUAUCUGAUUUUGGAAUUGUGCGUCGGUACACUGCACGAUUACGUCAAUGGAACCUAUAAUGGCGGAAUGCCUUCCGAGAUCGACGGAAUGAUACAAAUGGCUAGCGGAUUGAAAUACAUUCAUUCCAAGCAUUUUGUCCAUCGAGAUAUCAAACCAGCCAACGUAUUGAUUUCUAGUUCGUUAGUUCUGAAAAUUUCGGAUUUUGGAUUCAGCCGGGCAGUUACAGCAACUUCCGGAACUUUUUCUAUGUCCAGCGGGCCCAAAGGUACACGAGCCUAUUACUCCCCUGAAUUCCUUUCGUUCGAAGAGAAAACCAAAGAACAAAAAGAGCAAAUCCGCGUUAACGUCUCGAUCGAUGUUUUUUCACUGGGAUGUCUCUAUUUCAAUUACCUUACAAAAGGCGGUCAUCCGUUUGCCGAUGGUGGGAUUCCCAAUGAAGAUCUCACUCCUGCUAAUAUUCAUAAAGGCGAAAAGAUCCUCAAUGGCGAGAAAGGUUUACCUGAGAAUCAUUAUGCAUACGUCUUUAUUGACGGGAUGACUGAAAAAGUUCCGGAUAAUCGUUGGAAAUUAGACCGAGUUCUAAACACUCUAUAUGACGUUAAAAGAACAGCAUAAAUUCAAUGAUAAACACAUUUUUAAAAUGCGGAUUGCUAGAAGAGCUAGAAGACUGGAAGCCAACAGGACAUCCGCAUCGCAAUACACGAAAUGACAGUACA
Daphnia carinata is the source of this 1084-nucleotide messenger RNA. RefSeq names its product serine/threonine-protein kinase/endoribonuclease ire-1-like. Gene Ontology annotation, molecular function: protein serine/threonine kinase activity; RNA endonuclease activity; ATP binding. The record is from RefSeq and is a predicted model, not a curated record. Gene Ontology annotation, biological process: IRE1-mediated unfolded protein response; intrinsic apoptotic signaling pathway in response to endoplasmic reticulum stress; protein phosphorylation. Gene Ontology annotation, cellular component: IRE1-TRAF2-ASK1 complex. NCBI's taxonomy places the organism in Eukaryota, Metazoa, Arthropoda, Branchiopoda, Diplostraca, Daphniidae. The transcript is spliced from 3 exons. Bases 93 to 983 code for a protein of 296 amino acids.